AUGGCCCAGCGACAGGUGUGGAUAUGGCCCAGCGACAGGUGUGGAUAUGGCCCAGCGACAGGUGUGGAUAUGGCCCAGCGACAGGUGUGGAUAUGGCCCAGCGACAGGUGUGGAUAUGGCCCAGCGACAGGUGUGGAUAUGGCCCAGCGACAGGUGUGGAUAUGGCCCAGCGACAGGGGUCACCCCACGCCCUCUCCAGUACAGGGGUCACCCACGCCCUCUCCAGUACAGGGGUCACCCCACGCCCUCUCCAGUACAGGGGUCACCCACGCCCUCUCCAGUACAGGGGUCACCCCACGCCAUCCCCAAAAAGGGGUCACCCACGCCCUCCCCAGUACAGGGGUCAUCCACGCCCUCCCCACUACAGGGGUCACCCACGCCCUCCCCAGUACAGGGGUCACCCCACGCCCUCCCCAGAUCAGGGGUCACCCACGCCCUCCCCAGUACAGGGGUCACCCCACGCCCUCCCCAGUACAGGAGUCACCCCACGCCCUCCCCAGUGCAGGGGUCACCCCACGCCUUCCCCAGUACAGGGGUCACCCCACGCCCUCCCCAGUACAGGAGUCACCCACGCCCUCCCCAGUACAGGAGUCAACCACGCCCUCCCCAGUACAGGAGUCACCCACGCCCUCCCCAGUACAGGAGUCACCCACGCCCUCCCCAGUACAGGAGUCACCCACGCCCUCCCCAGUACAGGAGUCACCCACGCCCUCCCCAGUACAGGAGUCAACCACGCCCUCCCCAGUACAGGAGUCACCCACGCCCUCCCCAGUGCAGGAGUCACCCACGCUCUCCCCAGUACAGGAGUCAACCACGCCCUCCCCAGUACAGGAGUCACCCACGCCCUCCCCAGUACAGGAGUCACCCACGCCCUCCCCAGUACAAGAGUCACCCACGCCCUCCCCAGUACAGGAGUCACCCACGCCCUCCCCAGUACAAGAGUCACCCACGCCCUCCCCAGUACAGGGGCCACCCACGCCCUCCCCAGUACAGGGGUCACCCACGCCCUCCCCAGUACAGGGGUCACCCACGCCCUCUCCAAUACAGGGGCCACCCACGCCCUCCCCAGUACAGGAGUCACCCACGCCCUCCCCAGUACAGGAGUCACCCACGCCCUCCCCAGUACAGGGGUCACCCACGCCCUCCCCAGUACAGGAGUCACCCACGCCCUCCCCAGUACAGGGGUCACCCACGCCCUCCCCAGUACAGGAGUCACCCCACGCCCUCCCCAGUACAGGGGGUCACCCACGCCCUCCCCAGUACAGGGGUAACCCACGCCCUCCCCAGUACAGGAGUCACCCACGCCCUCCCCAGUACAGGGGUCACCCACGCCCUCCCCAGUACAGGAGUCACCCACGCCCUCCCCAGUUCAGGGGCCACCCACGCCCUCUCCAGUACAGGGGCCACCCACGCCCUCCCCAGUACAAAGGGUCACCCACGCCCUCCCCAGUACAGGGGUCACCCACGCCCUCCCCAGUACAGGGGCCACCCACGCCCUCUCCAGUACAGGGGCCACCCACGCCCUCCCCAGUACAGGGGCCACCCACGCCCUCCCCAGUACAAAGGGUCACCCACGCCCUCCCUAGUACAGGGGUCACCCACGCCCUCCCCAGUACAAAGGGUCACCCAUGCACUCCCCAGUACAGGGUCAUUCUAAAUAAUUGUGAUGGGCAGUGA
Molecule: messenger RNA, 1677 nt
Organism: Procambarus clarkii (red swamp crayfish)
Lineage: Eukaryota; Metazoa; Arthropoda; Malacostraca; Decapoda; Cambaridae
Source: RefSeq, a predicted model, not a curated record